UUUAUUCGCCUAUUGCCUACUUACAUACCUUUACCUCUAACCUACCAAACUCCAAGGUACCCUACUUAACAAUUCAGAGGGGCUAAUCAAAAGCCAGCCAUUGAUAGCAGCCUUGGAACCUACCACCUAUCUACCUAUUUACACAGUACCCUAUUAGCAUAAAUCCGAAUAAGACAACACAUUACUACUUCAUACAACCAAGCUACAUUAACCAUUCAUUGCUAGCGCUCAGCAGCACAGGAGCAUGGCGAACUACCAAAAUCGCAAUUCACUUUACGGCGGUAGUGCAAGUAGCCAUCCCAUGAGCGAGAAGUACGACAACGGUAUUCAGAGACGAUCAACAGGCAAAGGGGAGCGUAAUACGCGGUCUAGCGAAGGCACAGUCAGCACAGUCAUGAGCGCGUCUACGGGUAGAGAUUCGUCGGCGACGCAUGUAACAGAGGCACCGGCCUAUUCCAAGAAGAUCGUCGUCGUUGGUGAUGGUGGAUGCGGAAAGACUUGCCUCUUGAUCAGCUACAGCCAAGGGUAUUUUCCAGAGAAAUAUGUCCCAACAGUAUUUGAAAAUUACAUCACCUAUCCGACUCACCAACCGAGUGGUAAGACCGUCGAGCUCGCCUUAUGGGACACCGCCGGACAAGAAGAAUACGAUAGGUUGCGACCGCUAUCAUACCCAGAGACCGAUCUUAUCUUCGUCUGCUUCGCCAUAGACUGCCCUAAUUCCUUAGACAACGUUAUAGACAAGUGGUAUCCUGAAGUCCUUCAUUUCUGUCCAUACACGCCACUCGUCCUCGUCGGCUUGAAAUCUGAUCUGCGACACAAGAAAACUUGCGUCGAGAUGCUCAAGACGCAAGGCCUGACACCGGUGACGAGCGACCAGGGCAUGGCAGUCGCCAAGAAAAUGGGGGCGCAGUACAUGGAGUGCAGUAGCAAGGAGAUGACAGGGGUAGACGAAAUCUUCGACCGAGCGAUCCAGACCGUCGUCGCCAACGACCGCCGUAACCUCGAGAUGGCCAUGGCUGCCGCGCCCACCUCGUCUAUGGGCAGCAGCUCGCACGAAGGCAAAUCAAGUAAACAUGACAGCGGCGGCAUCCCCGGCGUCCGUGCUUUUAAGAAGAAGAAGCGGAACUGCAACUUCUUGUGAGGAACGACGAGGUAGCAGCAAGCAAGCAAGCAGGAGCAUCAACAGCAGCAGAAGAAACAAGAAUUUUUUUGAUUUUCUUGACCUACAACUAUUACACGACAACACGACAACACCCAACUUGGAAGCACGAUAUGACAACGCGACACCACAACAUAGGAUGAAUAUAUUGGGACACGAAACCACGACGGAAAGGAAGCAAGCAAGCAAGCAAGACGCGCGAAGUGAGAAAGAAGGCAAGCUAAGGGGAAAGGGGG
Hypoxylon fragiforme is the source of this 1395-nucleotide messenger RNA. Its product is annotated as ras-domain-containing protein. NCBI's taxonomy places the organism in Eukaryota, Fungi, Ascomycota, Sordariomycetes, Xylariales, Hypoxylaceae. Gene Ontology annotation, molecular function: GTP binding; GTPase activity. Gene Ontology annotation, biological process: small GTPase-mediated signal transduction. The record is from RefSeq and is a predicted model, not a curated record. The transcript has 3 exons. The coding region runs from base 245 to 1141 and encodes 298 amino acids.